Neocloeon triangulifer is the source of this 1221-nucleotide messenger RNA. RefSeq lists its product as uncharacterized. The coding region runs from base 1 to 591 and encodes 196 amino acids. The transcript is spliced from 4 exons. The record is from RefSeq and is a predicted model, not a curated record. NCBI's taxonomy places the organism in Eukaryota, Metazoa, Arthropoda, Insecta, Ephemeroptera, Baetidae.
AUGAUUGAGCAUGCUUGCAGAACGCAGCGGAAGGCAAAACUAAAGGCCAAGGAGGCAGAGCUAGGCAUAGAUUUGUUCAAACUCUACGGAGAAGAGGCCAUGAAAAUCUGGACCGCGUUGAGCAAGUUUGAGACAUGCGAGGAGUGCAAGACCACGGAGUGCACCCUGCAGCAGCCGAACCUCGACAGGGCCUCCUUUCUCAGCAUGAUCCGUGGCCGCACAGAUAUAGCGAGCGAGUGCAAGUGCGGCGGAACUAGAACGGUUUAUUUUGUUCUUAGCGAGUCGGGCUUCUACGUCGACCUGGCUCAAGAGUUCACCCGUGAGAAGCAGCUUGAAUCCCUUCUGACAGAUUUUCCACCCAAGUUUGAGAUUGGCAAGAAAACGUUCACAAGACUGGUGCUCUGCAUGGGAGAGUUCAAAGGCAAGAUCGCUCACCAGUUCCUCAUUGUGACAGAGGAUGGAGAGUUUCAGCGACUCUGUGACGGUUCGCCUGAAAUUUUGUGGACCAAGUAUAUUCCAGAUCUAACCUAUAAACUGGAAUUGACGGCGCCGCCGCUGUGCAGAAUCUUGCUGGCCCAGACGUCGGCUUAAGUCCAAGACUCUCGACAGGACUGUUAAAAAAAAAUGUUAAAAUUUCGGUAGUCUUAUGCACUUGAAUGUUAAAAAGUUUGGAGAUUUAAAUGCGUGAAAGACACUGAACUUGUCAGCUUUUCAAAUUUUGUUCAUUUUAAUUAGGGCAAAGUGCUUAAUAUAAUUCCAACAAAGUCUUAAAUCUUUCACUGGAACAGCUAUUGAUUCCAAUCGAUUCUACAUAAUAUAUUCGAAUAAGUAUAAAAAUUCGUUCAGGAAAUCUUUGUUCUUGGUUGUGCCACCUGUUCGGGCAAUUUUCUUUUCUUACUUUCCAGGUCAAAAUUUUUCUCCUGCAAAGUCUCAAAAUUUUCAGGCGUCAUUAUUAUUUGACUGAGUUGAGAUCCGCUAAAAUCACAGGUUUUCCUUCAAAAUUAACUUUUUUUUAAUUGCUUUCGGUAAUAUUUUUUAUUCCAAUUCUCGAAACUGCAAGUGGAUACCAGGUGCAUGAAGACACCAAGGUUGUCAAGCAGAAUUGUGUAAUAAAAAUUCAUUAUUAUGAGAUUUAGGAAUGCGAUUAUUAAAACAAAUCUCUUUCUUUGAUUUUAAAUUUCCAUCUAAAUUAUAAAUAGAAUAAAAGAUAACAUGGAGUUA